This is a messenger RNA of Portunus trituberculatus (swimming crab), 740 nucleotides long. RefSeq lists its product as uncharacterized. Bases 68 to 478 code for a protein of 136 amino acids. NCBI's taxonomy places the organism in Eukaryota, Metazoa, Arthropoda, Malacostraca, Decapoda, Portunidae. The record is from RefSeq and is a predicted model, not a curated record. The transcript is spliced from 2 exons.
UUCCACGCUCGGCUUCACCAGAAUAAGGCUCUCUCGCUCCUCAUCUCUUUCGCUCCCAACAUUCGCAAUGAAACUCCAGGUAUUCAUGGUCCUCGUGGGUUUGGUUGGCGUUACCUUGGCUUACCCAUCACGCCCCAGGCCUACUUCUGUCUCUGCAAAAGAUCUGGACGAGGAACAACUAAGGGAAACCGUCAACCUCAUCGAGAAGUUCAUUCCGCCGAUCUUCCAGGCCAUUAAUGAUGACAACGGUGACAUUACCAGCCGGCUACACAAGAUCGUGGACUCCUCCUUGCUGCUGAGUCGCGAAGCCCUCAAGGUGAAGGACCCCUCGGAAAAGAACCAAGAGGAGCUGGAGGAGGUGCAGGCUGCUAGGGAGACCAUGCCACUCAUCCUGGACAUCAUGAGGGCCACCUUCAAAACACAUAGCCCUGACAACAACCCCAGUGGCAAUUUUGACUUUGACAUUCCAAGCCAGUAAAAACCCACAGGCAGAAAAGGAAUGAGCGAACAAAGUACAGCUUCACCAAAAACAUACAACCAUAGAAAAAUUAUGUUACAUAUUCGUCCAAACAAACAACUGCCAAUAGAAGCAAAAUCCAGUGCUAUACAUCUCCUCGCUCUCUCUUAAGUCUAUUUUCUAUCUUUUCGCCACUGCCGGACCUUCUUUUAGUUAUAAGGAUUUCCACUCAAACUAUACAAUAUUGUAAAACCUCGCGAUAGUAAAUUUACAUUUCCCAACA